This is a messenger RNA of Culex pipiens pallens (northern house mosquito), 533 nucleotides long. RefSeq names its product 39S ribosomal protein L55, mitochondrial (gene mRpL55). Gene Ontology annotation, cellular component: mitochondrial large ribosomal subunit. The record is from RefSeq and is a predicted model, not a curated record. Gene Ontology annotation, biological process: translation. NCBI's taxonomy places the organism in Eukaryota, Metazoa, Arthropoda, Insecta, Diptera, Culicidae. Gene Ontology annotation, molecular function: structural constituent of ribosome. The transcript is spliced from 2 exons. The coding region runs from base 129 to 473 and encodes 114 amino acids.
AAGCGCUCACUUCUCACGGCUGCAUGUUUUGAUUUUGUUGCACAAGACAUCUCGUCUCGUUGGUUAUCGUAAUUUUUAUAACAAAUUUAAUCAAAAUUCAACAGAUCGCGCUUUAAUAAGUUCUAAAAAUGCUCACCAAGCUUCCGCUGCUCGGCCUGGUACGGCCCGGCAUCGUUUCAACCGGCCAACGCUUCCUCUCGUCCAACACGGCCGCCGUGGUGAAGGUUCACCGGAGCAUCUACGCCCGGCGCUAUCCGACGAUGGUCGUGCUGCCGAACGGGGCCACAAUCAACAUCAACUACCACGAGCCGCGGAGGAUCAUCAAGCUGCCCCUGGAUUUGAGUCUCCUGUCUGAAGCGGAACGAAAGGCCCGGUUGGACAAGCGAAAGCCCAAGCAGAAGAUUCGCAUCGAGGACGAGGUCGAGGACAACUUUAACGCCCGGAAGUACCUCAAAUAUAUCAAGCAGAAGUGAGGGUUGCUGGUAAGCGAUUUGAUGUCUUAGUAAUGUAAAUAAAUUUCACUUUAAAUGAGA